This is a messenger RNA of Closterium sp. Naga37s-1, 8130 nucleotides long. Lineage: Eukaryota; Viridiplantae; Streptophyta; Zygnematophyceae; Desmidiales; Closteriaceae. The record is from the annotation of a GenBank genome assembly.
AUGACAACUGUCGCAGUGACACGUGGCGGGCCUCAAGCCGCAGUAGCUCUAGCGGCCUGCGCGGCGGCCGGUACGGCCUGCCUCGUGUGGGCUCUCCGCGGUCGUUAUUUGCAGGUGUUCCUCGGUUCGAAUCCCGAGAAAGGCGGCGGAAAUGGCGGGAAUGGAGAGAAGGAACGGCAGGGAGUCACGCUGACGUCAUUGAACCACCUAAUCGCGUUGACGGGUGACAGCUGGCAUUCCUCGCUACAGCGGCUCGCGAUUGGACAGAUGGUCAUCGGCUUGAAGCUCACCAACGAGCCCACACUCGCAGCCAUCCCCUCGCCGCUGCCUGUCUCACUCGCCAUGCUGGCAUCUCUGCGUGACGUGGACCUGUCAGCCAAUGGGCUUUCCACAUUCCCCGACGCCCUGCUGUCCGUUCCUGGACUCAAGAAACUUAAUCUGUCGAGAAACAAACUCACAAGUCUCCCCCAAGAAAUACGCCGGCUCUCCCACCUGGAGCACCUGGACCUAGGCCGAAACCACCUGCCAGGUGUGCCUGAGGAAAUCGGGCACCUGACGAAUCUCCUGACGCUCAACCUGAUGUGCAACCAGCUGGAGAGCCUACCUGACAGCAUCGGGCGGCUGACGAGGGUGUUUCGCCUAGGUCUCAAGAGUAACAGGCUCAGCGCCCUGCCCUCAUCCAUAGGCGGCAUGACCUCUCUCGUGGAGCUCUACCUCACGGACAACCGCCUGACCGCCCUGCCUGAUUCCAUCGGCUGCUGCGGCAUGACCUCUCUCGUGGAGCUCUACCUCACAGACAACCGCCUCACGGCCCUGCCUGAUUCCAUCGGCUGCUGCACCAACCUCGUCAAGCUGCAGGCCUCGUUCAACCAGCUGUACGAGGUGCCAGAGUCCAUGGGCCAUCUCUCCCGCCUCGAGCUGCUGCGCCUCGCAGCCAACAACCUGCACGCCCUUCCGCCCUCCCUCGCGCUGCUCCCUCGUCUGGCGUGGCUGUCCCUCGCCAGCAACCCCCUCUGCCCACCACUGCCGCCGCACCACCAGGGCGUGGAGGAUAUUCCCUUUGGGGAGCUGCAGCUGGGGAGGAAACUGGGCGAUGGAGCCAGUGGUGAGUGCUUUGCUUCCCUGUGUGCAGCAACCCCCCGCGCACCACCAGGGAGUGGAGGAUAUUCCCUUUGGGGAGCUGCAGCUGGGGAGGAAGCUGGGCGACGCAUCCCCCUCUGCCUGCCGUUGCCGCCACACCACCAGGGAGUGGAGGACAUUCCCUUUGGGGAGCUGCAGCUGGGGAGGAAGCUGGGCGACGGCGCAAGUGGUGAGUGCGCUCCCUCCCCAUCCGUGGCCCUGUGUGUGUGUCUCCCUCGCCCUCCCUCCUGCACGCCCUGCCCCUCUUCCUCACCGCCGCACCACCAGGGAGUGGAGGAUAUUCCCUUUGGGGAGUUGCAGCUGGGGAGGAAACUGGGCGACGGCGCCAGUGGUGAGUGCCUUGCCUCCCAGUGUGUGUGUAUAGCCGUGUGUGUAUUUACCCCCUUGCAAGGGGAGAAGGCACAUUACCCCCUUCACUUCACCCCCCUGAACUCACCCUCCUCUUUUCCCUCUCAUCCCCACAUGCCACCAGGUGACGUGUACGCAGCGGUGUGGCACGGGCACGAGGUGGUGUUCAAGCAGUUCAACAGCGAGACCAGCCCGGACGGGCGGGCAGUGGAUGAGAUCGCCAUGACUGCUGCUGUCGACCACCCCCACCUCGUGCAGGUGGAAGCGACGGUGGAGCACCCGCAUGGGCUGGUCAUGCGGCGCGUGUUUGGAAGGUGGGCGCAGGGGAAGGUGGGCGCAGGGGAAGGUGGGCGCAGGGGAAGGUGGGCGCAGGGGAAGGUGGGCGCAGGGGAAGGUGGGCGCAGGGGAAGGUGGGCGCAGGGGAAGGUGGGCGCAGGGGAAGGUGGGCGCAGGGGAAGGUGGGCGCAGGGGAAGGUGGGCGCAGGGGAAGGUGGGCGCAGGGGAAGGUGGGCGCAGGGGAAGGUGGGCGCAGGGGAAGGUGGGCGCAGGGGAAGGUGGGCGCAGGGGAAGGUGGGCGCAGGGGGAGGUGGGCGCAGGGGAAGGUGGCCAGGGAAGGUGGGCGCAGGGGAAGGUGGGCGCAGGGGAAGGUGGGCGCAGGGGAAGGUGGGCGCAGGGGAAGGUGGGCGCAGGGGAAGGUGGGCGCAGGGGAAGGUGGGCGCAGGGGAAGGUGGGCGCAGGGGAAGGUGGGCGCAGGGGGAAGGUGGGCGCAGGGGAAGGUGGGCGCAGGGGAAGGUGGGCGCAGGGGAAGGUGGGCGCAGGGGGAAGGUGGGCGCAGGGGAAGGUGGGCGCAGGGGAAGGUGGCGCAGGGGAAGGUGGGCGCAGGGGAAGGUGGGCGCAGGGGAAGGUGGGGCGCAGGGGAAGGUGGGCGCAGGGGAAGGUGGGCGCAGGGGAAGGUGGGCGCAGGGGAAGGUGGGCGCAGGGGAAGGUGGGCGCAGGGGGAGGUGGGCGCAGGGGAAGGUGGCGCAGGGGAAGGUGGGCGCAGGGGAAGGUGGGCGCAGGGGAAGGUGGGCGCAGGGGAAGGUGGGCGCAGGGGAAGGUGGGCGCAGGGGGAAGGUGGGCGCAGGGGAAGGUGGGCGCAGGGGAAGGUGGGCGCAGGGGAAGGUGGGCGCAGGGGAAGGUGGGCGCAGGGGAAGGUGGGCGCAGGGGAAGGUGGGCGCAGGGGAAGGUGGGCGCAGGGGAAGGUGGGCGCAGGGGAAGGUGGGCGCAGGGGAAGGUGGGCGCAGGGGGAAGGUGGGCGCAGGGGAAGGUGGGCGCAGGGGAAGGUGGGCGCAGGGGAAGGUGGGCGCAGGGGAAGGUGGGCGCAGGGGAAGGUGGGCGCAGGGGAAGGUGGGCGCAGGGGAAGGUGGGCGCAGGGGGAAGGUGGCGCAGGGGAAGGUGGGCGCAGGGGAGGUGGGCGCAGGGGAAGGUGGGCGCAGGGGAAGGUGGCGCAGGGAAGGUGGGCGCAGGGGAAGGUGGGCGCAGGGGAAGGUGGGCGCAGGGGAAGGUGGGCGCAGGGGAAGGUGGGCGCAGGGGGAGGUGGGCGCAGGGGAAGGUGGGCGCAGGGGAAGGUGGGCGCAGGGGAAGGUGGGCGCAGGGGAAGGUGGGCGCAGGGGAAGGUGGGCGCAGGGGAAGGUGGGCGCAGGGGAAGGUGGGCGCAGGGGAAGGUGGGCGCAGGGGAAGGUGGGCGCAGGGGAAGGUGGGCGCAGGGGGAAGGUGGGCGCAGGGGAAGGUGGGCGCAGGGGAAGGUGGGCGCAGGGGGAAGGUGGGCGCAGGGGGAAGGUGGGCGCAGGGGAAGGUGGGCGCAGGGGAAGGUGGGCGCAGGGGAAGGUGGGCGCAGGGGAAGGUGGGCGCAGGGGAAGGUGGGCGCAGGGGAAGGUGGGCGCAGGGGAAGGUGGGCGCAGGGGAAGGUGGGCGCAGGGGAAGGUGGGCGCAGGGGAAGGUGGGCGCAGGGGGAAGGUGGGCGCAGGGGAAGGUGGGCGCAGGGGAAGGUGGGCGCAGGGGAAGGUGGGCGCAGGGGAAGGUGGGCGCAGGGGAAGGUGGGCGCAGGGGAAGGUGGGCGCAGGGGAAGGUGGCGCAGGGGAAGGUGGGCGCAGGGGAGGUGGGCGCAGGGGAGGUGGGCGCAGGGGGAGGUGGGCGCAGGGGGAGGUGGGCGCAGGGGGAGGUGGGCGCAGGGGGAGGUGGGCGCAGGGGGAGGUGGGCGCAGGGGGAGGUGGGCGCAGGGGGAGGUGGGCGCAGGGGAAGGUGGGCGCAGGGGAAGGUGGGCGCAGGGGAAGGUGGGCGCAGGGGAAGGUGGGCGCAGGGGAAGGUGGGCGCAGGGAAGGUGGGCGCAGGGGAAGGUGGGCGCAGGGGAAGGUGGGCGCAGGGGAAGGUGGGCGCAGGGGAAGGUGGGCGCAGGGGGAGGUGGGCGCAGGGGGAGGUGGGCGCAGGGGGAGGUGGGCGCAGGGGGAGGUGGGCGCAGGGGGAGGUGGGCGCAGGGGGAGGUGGGCGCAGGGGGAGGUGGGCGCAGGGGGAGGUGGGCGCAGGGGGAGGUGGGCGCAGGGGAAGGUGGGCGCAGGGGAAGGUGGGCGCAGGGGAAGGUGGGCGCAGGGGAAGGUGGGCGCAGGGGAAGGUGGGCGCAGGGGAAGGUGGGCGCAGGGGAAGGUGGGCGCAGGGGAAGGUGGGCGCAGGGGAAGGUGGGCGCAGGGGAAGGUGGGCGCAGGGGAAGGUGGGCGCAGGGGAAGGUGGGCGCAGGGGAAGGUGGGCGCAGGGGAAGGUGGGCGCAGGGGAAGGUGGGCGCAGGGGGAAGGUGGGCGCAGGGGAAGGUGGGCGCAGGGGAAGGUGGGCGCAGGGGAAGGUGGGCGCAGGGGAAGGUGGGCGCAGGGGAAGGUGGGCGCAGGGGAAGGUGGGCGCAGGGGAAGGUGGGCGCAGGGGGAGGUGGGCGCAGGGGGAGGUGGGCGCAGGGGGAGGUGGGCGCAGGGGGAGGUGGGCGCAGGGGGAGGUGGGCGCAGGGGGAGGUGGGCGCAGGGGGAGGUGGGCGCAGGGGGAGGUGGGCGCAGGGGAGGUGGGCGCAGGGGAAGGUGGGCGCAGGGGAAGGUGGGCGCAGGGGAAGGUGGGCGCAGGGGAAGGUGGGCGCAGGGGAAGGUGGGCGCAGGGGAAGGUGGGCGCAGGGGAAGGUGGGCGCAGGGGAAGGUGGGCGCAGGGGAAGGUGGGCGCAGGGGAAGGUGGGCGCAGGGGGAGGUGGGCGCAGGGGGAGGUGGGCGCAGGGGGAGGUGGGCGCAGGGGGAGGUGGGCGCAGGGGGAGGUGGGCGCAGGGGGAGGUGGGCGCAGGGGAGGUGGGCGCAGGGGGAGGUGGGCGCAGGGGGAGGUGGGCGCAGGGGGAGGUGGGCGCAGGGGGAAGGUGGGCGCAGGGGAAGGUGGGCGCAGGGGAAGGUGGGCGCAGGGGAAGGUGGGCGCAGGGGAAGGUGGGCGCAGGGGAAGGUGGGCGCAGGGGAAGGUGGGCGCAGGGGAAGGUGGGCGCAGGGGAAGGUGGGCGCAGGGGAAGGUGGGCGCAGGGGAAGGUGGGCGCAGGGGAAGGUGGGCGCAGGGGAAGGUGGGCGCAGGGGAAGGUGGGCGCAGGGGGAAGGUGGGCGCAGGGGAAGGUGGGCGCAGGGGAAGGUGGGCGCAGGGGAAGGUGGGCGCAGGGGAAGGUGGGCGCAGGGGAAGGUGGGCGCAGGGGAAGGUGGGGCGCAGGGGAAGGUGGGCGCAGGGGAAGGUGGGCGCAGGGGAAGGUGGGCGCAGGGGGAGGUGGGCGCAGGGGGAGGUGGGCGCAGGGGGAGGUGGGCGCAGGGGGAGGUGGGCGCAGGGGGAGGUGGGCGCAGGGGGAGGUGGGCGCAGGGGGAGGUGGGCGCAGGGGGAGGUGGGCGCAGGGGAAGGUGGGCGCAGGGGAAGGUGGGCGCAGGGGAAGGUGGGCGCAGGGGAAGGUGGGCGCAGGGGAAGGUGGGCGCAGGGGGAGGUGGGCGCAGGGGGAGGUGGGCGCAGGGGAGGUGGGCGCAGGGGGAGGUGGGCGCAGGGGGAGGUGGGCGCAGGGGGAGGUGGGCGCAGGGGGAGGUGGGCGCAGGGGGAGGUGGGCGCAGGGGGAGGUGGGCGCAGGGGGAGGUGGGCGCAGGGGGAGGUGGGCGCAGGGGGAGGUGGGCGCAGGGGGAGGUGGGCGCAGGGGAAGGUGGGCGCAGGGGAAGGUGGGCGCAGGGGAAGGUGGGCGCAGGGGAAGGUGGGCGCAGGGGAAGGUGGGCGCAGGGGAAGGUGGGCGCAGGGGAAGGUGGGCGCAGGGGAAGGUGGGCGCAGGGGAAGGUGGGCGCAGGGGAAGGUGGGCGCAGGGGAAGGUGGGCGCAGGGGAAGGUGGGCGCAGGGGAAGGUGGGCGCAGGGGAAGGUGGGCGCAGGGGAAGGUGGGCGCAGGGGAAGGUGGGCGCAGGGGAAGGUGGGCGCAGGGGAAGGUGGGCGCAGGGGAAGGUGGGCGCAGGGGAAGGUGGGCGCAGGGGAAGGUGGGCGCAGGGGAAGGUGGGCGCAGGGGAAGGUGGGGCAGGGGGAGGUGGGCGCAGGGGGAGGUGGGCGCAGGGGGAGGUGGGCGCAGGGGGAGGUGGGCGCAGGGGGAGGUGGGCGCAGGGGGAGGUGGGCGCAGGGGGAGGUGGGCGCAGGGGGAGGUGGGCGCAGGGGGAGGUGGGCGCAGGGGGAGGUGGGCGCAGGGGGAGGUGGGCGCAGGGGGAAGGUGGGCGCAGGGGGAAGGUGGGCGCAGGGGAAGGUGGGCGCAGGGGAAGGUGGGCGCAGGGGAAGGUGGGCGCAGGGGAAGGUGGGCGCAGGGGAAGGUGGGCGCAGGGGAAGGUGGGCGCAGGGGAAGGUGGGCGCAGGGGAAGGUGGGCGCAGGGGAAGGUGGGCGCAGGGGAAGGUGGGCGCAGGGGAAGGUGGGCGCAGGGGAAGGUGGGCGCAGGGGAAGGUGGGCGCAGGGGAAGGUGGGCGCAGGGGAAGGUGGGCGCAGGGGAAGGUGGGCGCAGGGGAAGGUGGGCGCAGGGGAAGGUGGGCGCAGGGGGAGGUGGGCGCAGGGGAAGGUGGGCGCAGGGGAAGGUGGGCGCAGGGGAAGGUGGGCGCAGGGGAAGGUGGGCGCAGGGGAAGGUGGGCGCAGGGGAAGGUGGGCGCAGGGGAAGGUGGGCGCAGGGGAAGGUGGGCGCAGGGGAAGGUGGGCGCAGGGGGAGGUGGGCGCAGGGGAGGUGGGCGCAGGGGAAGGUGGGCGCAGGGGAAGGUGGGCGCAGGGGAAGGUGGGCGCAGGGGAAGGUGGGCGCAGGGGAAGGUGGGCGCAGGGGAAGGUGGGCGCAGGGGAAGGUGGGCGCAGGGGAAGGUGGGCGCAGGGGAAGGUGGGCGCAGGGGAAGGUGGGCGCAGGGGAAGGUGGGCGCAGGGGAAGGUGGGCGCAGGGGAAGGUGGGCGCAGGGGAAGGUGGGCGCAGGGGAAGGUGGGCGCAGGGGAAGGUGGGCGCAGGGGAAGGUGGGCGCAGGGGAAGGUGGGCGCAGGGGAAGGUGGGCGCAGGGGAAGGUGGGCGCAGGGGAAGGUGGGCGCAGGGGGAGGUGGGCGCAGGGGAAGGUGGGCGCAGGGGAAGGUGGGCGCAGGGGAAGGUGGGCGCAGGGGAAGGUGGGCGCAGGGGAAGGUGGGCGCAGGGGAAGGUGGGCGCAGGGGAAGGUGGGCGCAGGGGAAGGUGGGCGCAGGGGAAGGUGGGCGCAGGGGAAGGUGGGCGCAGGGGGAGGUGGGCGCAGGGGGAGGUGGGCGCAGGGGAAGGUGGGCGCAGGGGAAGGUGGGCGCAGGGGAAGGUGGGCGCAGGGGGAGGUGGGCGCAGGGGGAGGUGGGCGCAGGGGGGGGGGAGGUGGGCGCAGGGGGAGGUGGGCGCAGGGGGAGGUGGGCGCAGGGGGAGGUGGGCGCAGGGGGAGGUGGGCGCAGGGGGAGGUGGGCGCAGGGGGAGGUGGGCGCAGGGGGAGGUGGGCGCAGGGGGAGGUGGGCGCAGGGGGAGGUGGGCGCAGGGGGAGGUGGGCGCAGGGGGAGGUGGGCGCAGGGGGAGGUGGGCGCAGGGGGAGGUGGGCGCAGGGGGAGGUGGGCGCAGGGGGAGGUGGACGCAGGGGGGGGUGCGUUCACGGGGUCUGGAAGGCGCAAGGUGGGUGGGAGGGGAAGCGGGGCUCUGAGUGCUUGCUACUUUUUCCAUUCACCUCGUGUUUCCCCUCCGUGCCCUCAACUUCAUCCCCGCUUCCUCAAGGCCACGGCGGAUCCCCCCAACGGUAAAUACCUCCUGCGCUGCCACUGGGCCCCACUGCCUCCUACUCGCUCGCCUCCGUGCUCACAUCCUCCCUUCUCUCUCCCCUUCAACACCCCUCCCCCCAACUCCCUCAGGGCCAUGGCGGAUCCACCCAAUGGUGAAUCCCUGCUGCGCUGCCGCUGGCCACCCACCGCCUCCCACUCGCUUGCCACUGUGGUGGCCGUGGGGAGGGGGCUGGCGUCGGCUUUGCAGUGGAUGCAUGCGCGGGGGUGGGCGCAUGGCGAUGUGUAUGCUCACAACGUGCUUCUGGACGAUAAGGGCUUCGCUGUGCUGUGUGACUAUGGUGAGUUUUUGUGA